UUAGAUGCUUGUUGCACCGCUUAAACGAAACAAUUUUUAUGUGAUCGAUUUCUUAAAUUUAAUCGUUAAAUAUUUAAUAAACAACUACUAAAAAUCGCAUAAAAUGAUUUUAUUGAUAUUUGCUUCAUUUUCGGUUAUAACUUAUCUCUUUUUGACAUGGAACUUCACCUAUUGGCGAAUUCGCGGGGUAAAAGGGCCGAAUCCGCUGCCCAUAUUCGGCUCAUUUCCUGGUUUAAUUGUGAAGAAUCAACAUUUUGCAGACAAUAUAAGUGAUAUUUAUAGAAAGUAUAAAGAGAGUGACAGUUAUGUGGGCGUUUUCCUUUUACGUACUCCGCAACUAAUGUUGUUAGAACCGAAAUUGGUACAUGAUGUUUUCGUAACUUCAUUUAAUCAUUUCAACUCAAAUGAUGUGGCGAAAUUGAUUGAUAAAAAAAAGGACCCAUUGAUUGCCAAUAAUCCUUUCAUAUUGAGCGGUAAAGAGUGGCGUGAGAAGCGAGCCUUACUUUCACCGGGUCUUACAAUUGGACGAACUAGAUAUGCAUACCCCAUAAUGCAAUCGGUUUCUAAAUCUUGGAGCUUAUACUUGAAAAGUCAGAUAGAUAUUCAACACAUGGAUGGUUUAAAUGGGAAAGACAUUGCGCUACGUUUCACCUCCGAAAAUAUAGCCAACUGUGUGCUUGGCAUUACAUCCAAUACUUUUAGCGACCAAUUCCUACCAAUUGCGAAAUACGUAAAGCUGUUUUCCGAAAAUAGUACUGUUUUUAUUAUUUACACAUUUAUCGCCGGUCUUUUUCCAAACAUAGUAAAUUUCAUGAAAGUCAAAUUCAUUCCAAAAAAAUGCGAGGACUUUUUCGAAAAUCUAAUUCGAGAAGCCUAUACCAUACGAGUAAGAAGUAAAAUAAGACGAAAUGACUUUAUGGAUCAUCUUGUAACAUUGGUGAAAAGUAAACUCCUUAACGAACACGAAGUAGCUUCACAUGCAAUGACAUUCCUCAUCGACGGCUUGGAUACAUCAGCCACAGUUAUAUCUCAUUGUUUAUUUCUAUUGGGUCGUCACCAAACGGCGCAAAAGAAGUUACUUUGUGAAAUAACGAAGAAUUCUAUAAAUGGCGAAUUGAGUUUCGAUAAACUAAAUCAACUUUCUUAUUUGGAUGCUUGCAUAAACGAAACUAUUAGAAUUCUGCCGCCCGGUUUGUGGUCAAUAAAAACGUGUACCGCGCCACAUACCUUCACAGGCAAGAACGGCGAACGUGUUUCUUUAGCCAUCGGUGACUCCGUUUUAAUACCAAUAUACGCUCUCCAUCAUGAUUCUAAUUACUACACAAAUCCCGAACAAUUUCAACCCGAGCGUUUUCUUAACGAAAAAGGCAGUAAACUGAAAACAUUUCAUGACAUUGGAGUAUUUCUGGGCUUUGGUCAUGGUCCCCGAACUUGUUUAGGAUCUUACUUUGCAACUGUUCAAAUAAAGGUAGCGAUUGCUUCGAUCGUGCGCAGCUUUAAAAUAUCUCUGAACGCAAAAACCAAACCUUAUGUUAAACUGGAUCCGAAAAUGUUUCUAGCCCACCAGGAUGGAGGUGUUUGGUUAGAUUUUCAGCUCAGAAGUUGAUAUGUACACAUUUUUAAAAUUAUUCUACAGCAUGU
Molecule: messenger RNA, 1641 nt
Organism: Rhagoletis pomonella (apple maggot)
Lineage: Eukaryota; Metazoa; Arthropoda; Insecta; Diptera; Tephritidae
Product: probable cytochrome P450 28d1
Exons: 7
Coding region: 104-1606 (500 amino acids)
Molecular function (GO): iron ion binding; oxidoreductase activity, acting on paired donors, with incorporation or reduction of molecular oxygen; monooxygenase activity
Source: RefSeq, a predicted model, not a curated record